This is a messenger RNA of Myotis davidii, 4422 nucleotides long. RefSeq names its product maestro heat like repeat family member 2B (gene MROH2B). The transcript has 40 exons. Lineage: Eukaryota; Metazoa; Chordata; Mammalia; Chiroptera; Vespertilionidae. The coding region runs from base 1 to 4422 and encodes 1473 amino acids. Gene Ontology annotation, cellular component: acrosomal vesicle; cytoplasm. The record is from RefSeq and is a predicted model, not a curated record.
AUGUCCCAGGGCCCGGUGGAAACUGUAGAGACUUUUGGAUAUAUCAAUCUCACCAUCGACAUGCUGAGCAAGGACGAUAAUAUCAGCAAGUAUGCUUCUAAGGACAUGAGAGACAACAACGUCGUCAGAGAAAUCAGAAUGCUGGCUGGCGAGGUUUUGGUGUCUCUUGCUGCACAUGAUUUCAACUCUGUCAUGUAUGAAUUACAAAGUAACUUCAGGAUCCUGGAGCUGCCCAAUGAAUUUGUUGUGCUUGCCCUGGCCGAGCUGGCAACCAGCUAUGCGUCCCAGAGCAUUCCCUUCAUGAUGAUGACCCUGCUCACCAUGCAAACCAUGCUCAGGCUGGCCGAGGAGGAAAGCAUGAAGGGAGCGUUCUGCAUCGCCCUUGAGAAGUUCAGCAAGGCCAUUUACAAGUACGUCAACCACUGGAGAGAUUUCCCCUAUCCCAGACUGGAUGCCAAGCGACUAUCUGACAAAAUCUUCAUGCUGUUCCGGUUUAUCAUGGAGAAGUGGGCGCCUAUGACCUCACCCAUACAAACUUUGCCCAUCGUUAAGGCCCAUGGCCCCUCAGUGAGCCUGCUGCUCCAUCGGGAAGACCUCUGUGAAUAUGCCCUGGGCCAGGUACCCUGGCUCCUGAACCAGUAUAGUGACAAAGAGAUUGAUUUCCAUGUCACCCAGAGCCUGAAGCAAAUACUGACUGCGGCCGCCCUGUAUGAGGUCGCCCUUCCCAAGGACUUGAAGAGAAGCAUCUUUGUCAAUCUACUCCACCAGGUGUGCAGAGUUCCAGAGCCUCCAGAGAAGGAAAAUGAAAUGGAAGCUUCAAGCUGUUUCCUCAUUCUAGCCCAUUCCAAUCCUGCAGACCUGAUGGAAUUUUUUGAUGAACAAAUAAGAAGUAAUAAUGAAGUCACUCGAAGUGGGAUCUUGAUUUUGUUACGAUUGGUUAUCAAAGCUGAAGAGCCCAACUUGAGGAGUCAUAUCACUUCAAUCGAAAGAACAGUCAAAGUUGUCAUGGGUGACCUCAGUAUAAAAGUAAGAGAAUUAAUGGGGAUUUUUAUUCGUUCGGUGGUAGUUUUAGGAGACAAACCAGCGAAGCCUACCUCCCAUGAGGAUGAAGCAGGAGAGAAAUCUGUCCGAGCAACAAGCCUCGAGGUCUUAAAAAGGCUGGACCCACUGGUCAUUGGGAUGCCUCAGGUGCUAUGGCCACGCAUCCUGACUUUUGUGAUACCUGCCGAAUACACGGGGACGCUGGACUCCCUGUUCAACAUCAUCCGAAGCCUGAUUAUGGCAGAGGAGAGAAAGAAGAAGAAUGCCUCAGAGUCAACAGCCCUUGUCAUUUCUACAGGAGUUGUGAGACUUCCUUCGCCACAACAGCUCCUGGCCAGACUUCUGGUGAUAUCAAUGCUCGCCAGUCUAGGAAAAUUAAGCGGGGUUGGUGCCAUAGGACUUUUGAAGCUACUGCCCGAGAUAAUUCACCCCAAAUUGACAAACCUGUGGAAAGCACGCCUACCUGAGCUCCUGCAACCUCUGGAAGGAAAGAAUGCCAGCAUCGCGCUAUGGGAAGCCAUGCUGCUUCAGUUGCUCAAAGAGUCUUUAUGGGAGAUCAGUGACAUAGCCUGGACCAUUCAGCUGAGUCUGGAUUUCAGUCAGCAAAUGAGCAGUUACAACAACACCUCCAUUGAGAAGAAAUUCCUUUGGAAGGCCUUGGGAACCACCUUAGCAUCCUGCCAGGAUACAAACUUUGUAAGCGCACAGAUUAAGGAAUUUCUGGUUGCUCCCAACCAACUUGGGGAUCAACGACAGGUGAUUUCCUCUUAUGACAAUGGCAUUUGCAUUUUCAACGCAAGCAUUAGAGCAGAGCUGACUGUAUCCGGCUCCAAGGUUCUGGGCAUGUCUGUGAUGAACAAGGACAUGGAUCUGCAAAUGAGUUUCACAAGAAGUAUCACGGAGAUUGGCAUUGCUGUCCAAGAUGCUGAGGAUCAGGGGUUCAAGUUUUCCUACAAAGAGUUGCUGCUCGGUUACAUGCUGGACUUCAUCAGGGACGAGCCCCUGGAUUCCUUAGCUACCCCUGUUCGGUGGAAAGCCUUAAUCGCCAUCAGAUACCUCAGUAAACUGAAACCUCGGCUCUCACUGAAUGACAAUCUGAACAUUCUGGAAGAGAACAUCCGGAGGCUGCUGCCCCUUCCGCCUCUGGAAACUCUCAGAAAUGAGGGCGAGACAGACAAGGACAAGGAGCACAUCGUUUUCCUCUACGAACGGUCCAUGGAUGCUCUAGGAAAGCUGCUGCGGACCAUGAUGUGGGACAAUGUGCGAGCCGAAGACUGCCAGGAAAUGUUUAACCUUCUCCGAAUGUGGCUUGUUUCACAAAAAGAGUGGGAAAGAGAAAGAGCCUUCCAGAUCACCGCCAAAGUGCUGACCAACGACGUGGAGGCACCGGAGAACUUUAAAAUCACCUCGCUGCUCGGCCUCCUGGCCCCGCACUCCUGUGACUCCCUGCCCUCCAUCCGCCAGGCCGCAGCCAGCUCGGCCAUUGCUCUGUUCUAUAUACAAGGUGCUCACCUGGAAGUGGAAAGACUGCGGGGAUUGCAGGAAGGCCUGCAAUCUAAUGACGUGCAGGUCCAGCUCAAGAUUUCUUCUAAAAUAGCAAAGGUUGUGAGUAAGCUCAUCCCGAGUGGAGAGAUUCUCGUGUUCCUGGAGGAGACCCUGGAUGGUCUGGAGACCCUCAGCGGCCCCUGUGUCACGGCCUGCGGCCUGUGGAUGGUCGCCGCCCUGAAGGAGCAGGGAGCUGCCUUGGAAGAUCAGCUGUUGGAGAUCUUGGGCAUAAUUUACUAUCACCUGCCAAUCCUCAGGCAGAAGGAGGAAAGUUUUCAGUUCAUUCUGGAAGCCAUCUCCCAGAUAGCCAGCUUUCACACGGAGGCAGUUGUCGCCAACCUUUUACAGAAGCCUCUGCCCUUUGACAGGGACACGAAGACGCUGUGGAGGGCUCUGGCUGAGAACCCCGCCUCCAGCAGCAAGCUCUUGCGAGCCUUGACCGUCAAACUGGACAGCGGGUUAGAGGACGACCUGGCGGGCAUGGACGCCAUCUCAGUGGCCUGUGCUAUCCAGGAAGUGGUCUCCAUAGGCACCCCUGUGACCAGCUUGUACCCACAGCUGUUCACUCUCCUCCUGAAGCUGGUCAGCUGCACCCUGGGCCAGAAGAUGCCCACUGCUGCCUGGAGCUACAGGCGGCGGGUGAUGCAGCAAGGGGAGCGGCAGCAGAUCGCGGACCCCUGCAGGCUCUCAACCACAACUCUGAAGUGCGUGCAAACCCAAGCCAUGAGAGAAGGCCUGGCCAAGGAGUCUGACGAAGGGGACAACUUAUGGACACUGCUCCAUGGUCCCAGCACCCACCACAUAGGAGUGUGUGCACUGGCCAGGAGCAUGGCCGUGUGGCACCAUGGAGUCACGGUGGACAUCAUGGGGAAGCUCUUCCCAUCGCUCACCUCCUCCUCGGAGAACUACCGCAUAACCGGCACAGCGUUCUUCUCUGAGCUCAUGAAGGAGCCGAUCCUUUGGAGGCACUGGAACCUCCGUGACGUGCUGAUCUUGAUGGAUCAGAGCGCCUGGGACUCCAAUGCCACUUUGAGGCAAAUGGCCAUCCGAGGGCUCGGUAAUACAGCUUCUGGAGCCCCUCAAAAGGUGCGGAAGCAUAAGCAGCUAAUGUUAGAAUCUGUCAUCAGAGGGCUGUACCACCUGGCCCGCACCGAAGUCGUCUGUGAGAGCUUGAAGGCUCUAAGGAAGAUCCUACAGCUGCUCACAGACCGAGACGUGAGCUUCUACUUCAAAGAAAUAGUGCUGCAAACAAGAACCUUCUUUGAAGACGAGCAGGACGAUGUGAGACUGACCGCCAUUGCCUUAUUUGAGAAUCUGGCAUCCCUAACAGGAAGAAGGUGGAAGAUUUUUUUUGCAGAAGAAAUUAAAAAGAGCAUGAUUUCAUUCCUUCUCCACCUCUGGGACCCCAAUCCCAAGGUUGGAGCUGCUUGCCAUGAUGUCCUGGUGGUCUCCAUUCCUUUCCUGGGCCUCCAGGAUCUCUAUGGGGUAUUAGACCGUCUCCUUGACAGUCAGGAUCCACCAAGGGCCAGGGAUUUCUAUAGGCAAUUCUGUGUGAAACUGGCCAAGAAAAAUCAGGAAAUCCUGUGGAUCCUCCACACACAUUCAUUCACCUUCUUCAACAGCAACUGGGAGAUGAUCAGGAGUACAGCUGUCAAACUCACAGAUGCCAUUGUUCUCAAUCUGACCAACCAAUAUGUGGAAUUAUUAGACAAAGAACAACUGAUCACACGGCUCCAAGCACUUCGGCAAGACCCCUGUAUCAGUGUCCAGAGAGCAGCCGAGGCUACUUUGCAGACCCUCCUGAGAAGGUGUAAAGAGAUGAACAUCCUUCCAUAA